CUUAAAAAGGAAUAAAUGCAUCAGUGGAGUAUGGUUGCAAAUAGGAUAUCUGACUGUGAAUACAUCAAAAAGGUCAACAUGACAUAGAAAUAAAACUAAAACUCAAGUCAAAACUGCAAAAAGUUAAAAUAUUGCUUGUAUCUGUUUCUAAACAGACCCUUGGGUCAGUGAAUACCUAAACUUUGGAUAUGAUGGCCAACAAGAUUAAGGGCUUGGUGUCAAGGAAUAAACGGAGAUACCAAGAGGAUGGCUUUGAUCUAGAUUUAACAUAUAUAAGACCUAACUUGAUAGCUAUGGGCUUUCCAGCAGAGAAGUUAGAGGGAGUCUAUCGGAACCAUAUAGAAGAUGUGGUCAGAUUUUUAGAACAGAAGCACAAAGAUCAUUAUAAAGUCUACAAUUUAUGUUCAGAAAGAGAGUACGACGAGACGAAAUUCCACUCUCGCGUAGCAAAAUAUGCAUUUGAUGACCAUCACCCUCCUCAACUUGAGUUAAUCCCUUCAUUUUGUGAAGAUGUCGACAAAUGGCUACGUAAAGAUGAGAAAAAUGUGGCCGCCAUACAUUGUAAAGCUGGAAAAGGCCGAACAGGUGUGAUGAUCUGUGCGUAUCUGCUGCAUCGGGGAAAGUUCCAGGAUGUCGAUGAAGUUCUUCAGUUUUAUGGCGUGGCAAGGACGAGAGAUGAAAAAGGUGUGACUAUACCCAGUCAGCGACGCUAUGUGCAGUACUAUGGACAAUUAAUAAAACAUAACUUAACAUACCAUUGUGUACCCCUGCUACUACAGGCUAUCAAGUUUGAAACUCUGCCGUUGUAUAACAGUGGAACCUGCAACCCAUUAUUCACGAUGCAUCAGUCAAAGGUCAAGACUUACACCUCACCAGUAUAUGAAACGCCCAAAAAAGGAAAAGAGCUUAUGAUGACGUUAGACAAACCCACUGUCACAUGUGGCGAUAUCAUGGUUGAAUUUUUUAAUAAGCCAAAAAGGCCAGGGAAAAAGGAAAAGAUGUUGCAUUUCUGGUUCAAUACGUUCUUCGUGAGGGAGAAGGAACAACUGCGUCAAUUAAACGGCAGUCAGGAGCCGAAUGGUGACUCCAUCUAUUUGAGCUCAGGGGAAUAUUUAACACUGACUAUACCUAAAGAGGAACUAGACAAAGCCAGUAAAGAUAAGGCACACAAAUUGUUUAGUCCAAAUUUUAAAGUUAAAUUAUAUUUUACAAAAACAGACAGCAGCACAACCUCCACAAUGUUUAGCUCAUCAUCCAGUCAUCCUAUAACAUCAUCAUCGCAAGCAUCAAUACAGUCUAAUGCCUCCUUAGCCUCUGGGGAGAGGCGUGGGGGUGGGGGCUUUCUCGCGUGUCCCCAGGAUAGUAGAGAGAGCGGACUCUCAGACAGUGAUGACCAAUUAUCAGACGGUGAUGACACUGAUACAGACGAUGAAGAAUGGCGGGAUUUUGAAGUGACGCAUGUAUGACCACACUCGGGUCGAAAAUCAGUCAAGCGUCGUUCAGUUAAAAGCCAAUAUGUAGUUUGUGAUUACGUCAGUAGUGUCUGAUAUGAAAUGAAUAUGGAUCAGGGAUCACACCAAUGGAGUGUGAAGCUUUGCUCACACCAAAAUGGGAUCACACCUGUUUAGUGUGGAUCAGUCAUGCACACCUAUGUUAUCAAAAGUGUGUAUCAGGGUCACAUCAGUACAUUCAUUUGUAUAUGCUCACACCAAUGUAGUGUGAAUGAGGGCCCACACCAAUGUAGUAUGGACCAAUAAUGUGUGAUCAGUAACACUCCGUAUGUCAGGAUAACACCAGCUGUGUUGGAUCAGUUUGAAUACAAUUCUGUGGAAAUUAGUGUACAUCUCUGAUUAGCGACAGUGAUUGUCAGCCACUUAAUUGCCAGAAAUGCAACUGUCGAAUGCAUCUAGUUCAAGAAAUGGAAUCAUGUCAAACAUAUAAAAGCACCAAGAGCUGAAUUAUUGGCCUGUAUGGAUUGGAAAUAUAAGCCAAAAGGGAGUUUU
Molecule: messenger RNA, 2003 nt
Organism: Owenia fusiformis
Lineage: Eukaryota; Metazoa; Annelida; Polychaeta; Sabellida; Oweniidae
Source: the annotation of a GenBank genome assembly